Messenger RNA from Pediculus humanus corporis (human body louse), 1239 nucleotides. RefSeq names its product Heterogeneous nuclear ribonucleoprotein F, putative. Gene Ontology annotation, molecular function: RNA binding. Lineage: Eukaryota; Metazoa; Arthropoda; Insecta; Psocodea; Pediculidae. Gene Ontology annotation, cellular component: ribonucleoprotein complex; nucleoplasm. The transcript has 7 exons. The record is from RefSeq and is a predicted model, not a curated record. Gene Ontology annotation, biological process: regulation of RNA splicing. Bases 1 to 1239 code for a protein of 412 amino acids.
AUGCCUGAAAAUGAUGGCGAUUCUUACGUCAUUAAAAUGCGGGGGCUACCUUGGUCAACCACUGAUGAAGAAAUACUCAAAUUUUUCAACAACUGCAAAGUGAAAAAUGGUAAAGAAGGGGUUCACAUUAUAAUGACGAGAGAAGGAAGACCGAGUGGUGAGGCAUAUGUAGAAAUGGAAACUGAUCAAGAUAUCGAAGAGGCGUUGAAAAAAGAUAGAGAUUACAUGGGUACUAGAUACAUGGAAGUUUUUAAAUCGAAAAGAAGCGAAAUGGAUUGGGUUAUCAAACGAUCUGGUUCUAAUCUUGAAACUGCUCUCGACGAUGGAUGUGUAAGACUCAGAGGAUUACCAUUUGGUUGUUCUAAAGAGGAAAUAGCUCAAUUUUUCACAGGGUUGGAGAUAGUUCCCAACGGCAUCACGCUUCCCAUGGAUUCGAGGGGGAGAAGCACAGGGGAGGCUUAUGUACAAUUCAAAAACAAAGACAUCGCUGAAAAAGCUCUGCUCAAACAUAAGGAAAAGAUAGCGCACAGGUACAUCGAAAUAUUUCGGAGUAGCCUGGGAGAAAUAUGUCAGGAAAUCGGAGUGAGACGAGGUAUGACGGGAUUCAUGAACAGGCCCGCACCUUACGAUGCCAGAGACAGGUUCGGAGGACCCAACAGGUUUAGAAACAUGGGAGGAGGUGGCGGAGGCGGAGGCGGACCCAACGGAAUGGGUCAUGACGGACCUUGGUCGAACGGUAGAUUCAACAACGAUAAUUUCAGCGGUGGUUUCGGGGGUGGAAUCGGACCCAUGGGUGGAUUCGGUGGUGGUAAUUUCGGCGGAAACGGCGGUUUGUUCGACGGAUUCAACAACAUGAGCGGAGGAGGUGGAAGCGGAUUCAACAACAUGGGUCCCUCGUCUGCUCAUUGCAUUCACAUGAGGGGUCUACCUUUUCGUGCCACUAAACAGGACGUUGCCGAUUUUUUCAGACCGGUCAUUCCUUUAAGCAUUGAUCUAUUAACAGAGGACGAUGGUCGUCCUUCCGGGGAAGCAGACGUCGAAUUUAGAACGCACGACGAUGCCGUACUCGCCAUGAGCAAAAAUAAAAAUCACAUGCAACAUCGUUACAUAGAACUUUUUCUCAAUUCGACUCCGGCCAAGGGCGGAAGCGGCGGUUUUGGUAAUUCGAAUUUCGGUGGAAAUUUUGGAAAUCGUAAUUUUAACUUUAGCAGCGGUGGAAAUAAUUUUAAACGUUUCUAA